Numida meleagris (helmeted guineafowl) is the source of this 6080-nucleotide messenger RNA. It is a transcript of the gene FAM168A, whose product is annotated as family with sequence similarity 168 member A. The coding region runs from base 838 to 1803 and encodes 321 amino acids. The transcript has 13 exons. The record is from RefSeq and is a predicted model, not a curated record. Lineage: Eukaryota; Metazoa; Chordata; Aves; Galliformes; Numididae. Gene Ontology annotation, biological process: positive regulation of base-excision repair.
GAAUGCUGACUUCUUUUGAAGGUUUUUCGAGCAGGCUGCGAGUGGAGAGCCGAGCAGCGAGGCAGCGGUAGGAUUUGCAGCACAGAGCACAAGGCUGCUCAGCCCAAAUAAAAGCUCCGUGCCUCUUUAGAAGGUCUCAGUGCCUGACACAGCUGGAGAGGAGCGCAUCCAUCUCUGCAGCACCCCCAGAUCCACACUGCCAGGAGCCUGUAGGGACGGGGCACCACCAUCUCCAGCCAACCUACGUCUCCCAUUACCCACCCCAAGAGCAGAUGUAACAAGUCCACGGGGGACACCGCGACAGCACUGAUGUAACAAAUCCCCCCCUUAAAGAAAAGGGACGGAGAGCUGCUCUGUGAGAGCCCACCCAGCUGCUAAGGAGCCUUCAGAGCAACGGGAGCGUUGAGGGGCUGAGCUGUGCUUACAGCAGCGGGACCCGGCCGUAUCCUGACCGCACGGUGCACGCUGUGUCUGCCAGAAGGGACACAGCAUCUCGCCCACGUGGCUCCUACCUCUGGAGUCUGAUCUUUAUAGAGAGAGGAACAAAAGCAACGGAUAGAAAAGGAUAGAGAUGGAUGGAAAUACGGCAGAAGAAUAAUUGUGAGAUCAUCGUAACGGUGAAAAGAAGCAAAUUUAAGUAUUGGUCAUAGCAGAGGAGGAUAGAGAUAAAAUGAAGAAUACUCUUCCUGCUUGAAAUACUGCUUGGAGUUGAUGAAGAUAGUAGAGCUGUGGAAUGCUGUGACCAGUCCCACUGCCCCGCAGCCGAAGGCAGAUCGCCGCCCAGAUCAUCUCCACCCGAAGGAAGUUCAUUCACAAGAGAGUUCCUGAUCUUCCACCAUGAACCCCGUUUACAGCCCCGUUCAGCCUGGGGCUCCCUAUGGAAACCCGAAGAACAUGGCGUACACAGGUUACCCAACGGGAUAUCCCACCGCUGCCCCAGCCUACAACCCAAACAUGUAUCCAACCAGCAGCCCUGGCUACGCCCCAGCUUGUGUUGCCUUGUGUCAAUGCUUCUCGUGCACAUCGGCUGCAAAUCUAAGACAGACCUGUUGGCUGGAAGUCAUGAUUCACUACACUUCUGAUGAAGCAAGCCUGGCCUCAGACCUCCUCCUCCUGUGCCACAGAGGGCACCUUCCACCUCCCGGUGGACACUGGGACCGAGAACAGAACCUACCAGGCUUCUUCUGCAGCAUUCAGGUACACUGCGGGGACUCCCUACAAGGUCCCACCGACCCAGAGCAACAGCGCGCCUCCUCCCUACUCUCCGUCUCCGAAUCCGUACCAAACCGCUAUGUACCCCAUCAGAAGUGCCUACCCACAGCAGAACCUGUACACCCAGGGAGCUUAUUAUACCCAGCCAGUGUACGCGGCACAGCCUCACGUUAUCCAUCACACCACCGUGGUUCAGCCCAACAGCAUCCCGUCGGCCAUCUACCCGGCCCCUGUCGCUGCGCCCCGGACCAACGGCGUGGCCAUGGGGAUGGUCGCUGGCACCACCAUGGCCAUGUCAGCAGGAACCUUGUUGACCACCCCACAACACACCGCCAUCGGAGCACAUCCAGUUUCUGUGCCAACGUACCGGGCUCAAGGAACCCCCACCUACAGCUACGUACCGCCGCACUGGUAAAACCCACUGGCCAAGUCAUAUCCGAAGUCAAACAUUGUAUGCAACUACACAAGUCUUACAUCGGGGCUGCGGCCACUGGACUGCAGCACCUCGUCUGUUUGCAAGAACAAAAGAAAAAAGUGCAAGGGUCACUUUAUGCAUUCUUUAGUGGUUUUUGUAAAAGCUGCUUUUUCUAAUCUUCUGCCUCUUUAUUUUCCCUCUCUCCUCCCUCUCCCCGACCCACAUCAAUCGUGUAACACAUACUGACACUGAGCAAUAGUAAAGUUCUCUCUUCAGUCCUAUCAUUUUACAGCUCAGAAUAUUCACUUUUCAGCAUUGCCCAGUCGAGUGGUGCAAAGAUCCCCACUUCUUGUUCAUUUGGGUUCUUCUCAUCCUUUUUUUUUUUAUUUUUGUUGUUGUUGUUGUUGACAAGAGCCUAGGUUUUCUUUGACUAGUAAGAGUGGUUGAUGUUCAGGGUACUAUGUGAAAAGCACAGCGCUGGUAGGCAGGCUUAUUCCAAUUUGGUUUGGGUAUUUUUAGUUGGAUAAUGUAAAUUAUUUAAUCUUCCGUAACAUAUUACAGGAAAAUUGGUGUCUUCCAGAUAGCUGUCGUGACAGAUUAUAAUGCAUUAUCUGCGGUGAAAUGCUGAACUCAUCCCUUCUUUUGUAGGAGUAAGAGAAUAUAAUUAGCGAUGUAACACGCUUGUUUUAGGAAGUAGGAGGACUGUUUGCCAUCGGGUCCGCUUUUCAAAACUGGGCAGAGGCAUUUGGGGCAAGGGGAGGAGAACAGCAGCGAUGCCUUUGGGAAGGCAAGAUGCUCUGUGCCAGCUGCAACCCAGUAUGGGCAGCUGUUUCCUGGCCACUGCUUGUGGGCAGAGGUGUGUAGGGAUGCUGCGGGUGGGAGGAGAGAGAUUUCCAGGCUGGAGAGGCUCUACGGAGCCUGGGGAUUUGGAGAAGGAGGCUGGAUGGGAAGGAGCCUUCGUGGAGGUCGAGGUGCUCCCAUUCUUUGGGUUCUUUGGAUUGGGGUCAACAAACGUCGAGCUGAGCCCAAAUCCUGGCACUGUGGAGACAGCUGCUUGGGCUGGGAGAUGUAGGGGUAAGGAGCAGCAAUAGCAAUAAAGUCAUCUUCUGCACCUGGAGGCAACAUGAGGCUGUUCCUGGAUCCUCAGGGGUGUCCCCGUUGAACAGACAGCACUUGCAGGCAGCUGGAGCUAUUUUUCAAUUCUUACCUCUAAACCCAGCAUAGAAACAAAAGUUUUUCUUUCUUUUUUUUUUUCUAAGAGAAAAAAAUAAUCAUCAUCAUUUUGCUUCUUGAUGGUUUUCCCUCCACCUGCCAAAGUAGCUCCAUGCAUCCAUCCACCCAUCCACCCAUCCAUCCAUCCAUCCAUCCAUCCAUCCAUCCAUCCAUCCAUCCAUCCAUCCAUCCAUCCAUCCAUCCAUCCUUGUGUCUCCGUGUUGGUCCCAAGGAGCCAUCCAGAGCCUUGCAAGGAAUUAGAUCCUUCUUAAUGGGAAACGGUCCAUAGGGGGAGAAACUUUUGUAGGGACCCCAAAGGACUGGGGGCCGCUGGUUGUCAGGUCAGUGGGGGCCAUUUGGUUGCUUCUCCUGCUCUUAAUGGAAACCCAGGCAAGCUCCAAUUGCCCUCGGUCAGAGGACAGAGGGGACACAAAGUGGUGAAGCCUGAACGCCAGCGCUGUGGGUGGAGGAGGUCAUGAGGGUUUCCACCACGUAGUACGUCGUGUUGCACUUUCAUUUUGUAUAAAACAGAGAAAAAAGAAAAAAAAAAAGUUAAAAAAAAGAAGUGAUUAAUCACAGUGUUGCCCCCGUUUAGCUUUGGCAAAGCCUCCCCGCCUGUAGGGUCAGCACUUAAAGGGAAGGGGAACGUUUAGAAGUAGGGAAACCACAUUGUCCUGUGUAACACACCGCAAUUAAACUUGGGUAAGAAAAACCCCCACCAUUAUAAUAAAUCACAGGAAUCGAAGAGCUCUCAAAUACCUUUUUUUUUUUUUUGGCUCUCACAAUAUCGUUGACUUGGUGUUGGAAUGCCUAUGUAUCAGGAGCUAUCUGUCAGUGCUGGAAUGCAUUGUUGUGAUGGAAGAAAGUCGUUAGGGAAUUAAUGGCACCACAAUGAGUCCCAACACUGCCCUGGGGUUGCUCGCCCAUCACCACGCUGGGUGGAGCUGCCUGAAUUCUCAGCUGUGGCCAGGAAGAUGUGGGGUGUACUGCUGAAAGGAGAGAAAAUGCUAAAUUUGGGGGGUGAAAUGCCAUUCAUGGCACAGAGGAGCCCCCAGAUGGAGACAGUCUCCUCCUCGCUGUGCUUUUAUAAAGGCAUUUUCAAGUUUCCCCAAAAUCAAAGCUCUGAGUUUCAGGCUUGGUCUAAAAAUGACCAAUUUUUCAUCAAAACAGGCUGAGGCUAUAAAGGGAAAAGGGAAAACACCUCCAUCUGUUACCACUAACAAGACCUGGUGAGGGUCAGCUGGCUUUCUUUUAAUUCCUCCACUUGGAUCAAUGGCAGAUGUCAUGCAUCUCCCUCAUUGUGCUUGGGUAGAAAUACCCAGUGGUGCCACUGCAACGUGAGGAGGUGAACCUUGCUGUGGUGAGCCCUUCCUAGGAGCUUAGGCAGCACUGUGUGGGCUUGGGAAGCCACCUGGGGAGACGCUCGGGUGUCUUUCGGGGUGGUAUCCCCAAAGGAAUUUGUUUGGGAAGAAGCAGGUUGGGAAGUCAACCCAUGAUGGGGUAAAGCGUGGUGCGAGUGUAGGACCAAGGGGUGAGUAGGAAAUGGUUGUGCCGUGAGCAGCUCCAUCCACUUCCCAUCAUGGGAUAGAGUUCUCCAGCCCCAGCUGAUCUCGUUUCGUGAUAGCAAGGUGUAGCAUGGGAUUUCCAGCAGAGGUAUUGAAGGAUUUCCAUUGCUAACCUUGACCUCUGGCACCUUUAGGGCAAUCAGGGAGGGAUGGAGCUGUGGGAUUGUAGGGAGGGUUGAAGCCUGGAUCAAUCCUUUGGAUAAGGAUUGCUCCUGAAGGUGCUGCCUCUUUCUCUGUUGACGUUCCCCACGGUGAGAUAAAGGCACACAGCAGGACGCUGUCACUCUGCUGUCCCCACCGCUGGGGUGACAGAGCUCCCUGGGGUUGACACCACUGGGGACACCCAAGCAUCACACGCCAGCAGUGCUGUGCUGCUGUUGGGUUGAUAUGGUGGCAGGUUGGUAAGCAGGAAGAAAAGGGAUUUUCCUCACUGGGGGUGCGGGGGAUGAGGCUUUGCUCUGUGCCAGGGCAAGAGGGGGUUAGGAUGUCCUUGGAAGUGAUGGAGGCAAAGCAAAACUCCAGGAAAAGGGGAAAAAGUGUUAAGAAAAUCAUUAUUAAACCGCAGCUGUGGCCAUUACCCAAUCCUACCUGUGACUUUUGCAUUACAACGCACUGCAAUGCAGGACUCAAAGCCUGUGCUGCCCCAGCCCCAUGCAAAGCCCAGAGCCCCCAGCUCUGAUGCGCAGCAACCACCCCGUAAAGCUUCUCUGCAGCUCGGAUAUGUAAUUUAAGCUCUUUUUACCUUCCUAUUUAAGGUUUUUUUUUCUUGGUUUGGUGUCGGAUGUUUGCUAUUCUUGAGGAGCAUGGUGGGCAAAGGGUGGUCCUCAAUGGGGCCGGGGAGUGAGGUCAUACCAAGAGAAAGAAACUCCUCCCAUUUGGGGUUUGCAUUCAGUGCUCAAAUCCAACCAGCCGAAGACAGCAAUAAGAGCCAUUGGGUCAUUGUAAGUCCACUUUUUAAUUUUAUUUGGUCACACCAUCAAUAUUUUCAGUCCUGGUGAGGUCUGCUGUUCCUUCCACCUCUAUCACCCUAACGUCCUCCCCAUGGCUUUAAUCCAUGGCAAUUCGCUUUCCACCUCUUUCCUUUCCCUCUUGCCCUUCACUUUUGGCUCCCCAUGGCCCGAACGUGCUGUCUCUCUGCCAUAGGGAAAUAUAGGGCAAAAAACCUGGAAAGGAGGGAGGAAGGAGAGCUGUGUCAAGGUGUCACACCGUUUGGCACUUACGGAGUCACCAGCAAUCGGGUGAUAAUGGAUUUAUGGGAGUGUCUGGAAAACGGGAAUAGCAAAAGAUGUGGUCUGACGGCAGCUUUCCCCAACUGGACGGCCUCAGUUUGUAGGAAAAUGCCCAACGCAACGCGUCUGCCUUCAGCAUCGCGUCCUUGGGAUGGAGCUGCAGGGCUGCAGCCACAGGGAGAUGUAGUGAGGAAGGGGAAAGGGGGCAAUGGAGGGCACCUCAUGCCCCAGAACCGCCCCCCAAAACCACAGAGCCUCCUUGUGCCCUAGCACCAAGCAGAGCAAACCCAGCCCGCGCGCCCCGUCCGUCUUUCUGUCUCAUUUCUUGAUCCGUUUUGACCAACGGGACAGCUCGGAUCAGCUCGUUUUUAAAUAGUAUUGGAACUCUUAAGCAAAAAUAUAUAUAUAUAUUAAAAAAAUACAUAAAUACAAAAAAAAAAAAAAAAA